UCUGCUAGGAAAUGUAGAAUAAGGGAUAUCUAGAAGAGGAGAACGCUAUGGGUUCUCCCAAGCAUGUCAUUCUUGUUCCAUUCCCAGCGCAAGGCCAUGUCUUACCGGGUGUCUAUCUCGCCAGGAAGCUAGCAGCGCAAGGAUUGUCUGUGACAAUCAUCAACAUCGACAGCAUCCAUGAGAAUCUAACACGGACCUGGAAGCACAUCGAGCACCAGGACAUUCGCCUCGAAUCCAUUCCAAUGAGACUCAAGGCUCCCAAAGGCUUCGGCGCCGAGAACUUGAACGAUGCCACUGCCUUCAUGGAUGCUAUCUACGAUCUGGAAGAAGCACUCGCAGCCCUCCUCGAGAUCACAAAGCUAAGUCACCCUGUUUCCUGUGUCAUCUCCGAUUUCUAUCACCUCUCAGCGCCUCUCGCCGCUGCUAGAGCUGGGAUUCCUUCCGUUUGCUUCUGGUCUGGAGCAGCGGCUUGGGCUUCCAUUCACUAUAGUCAUUCUUCGCUGGCGGCUGCUGGAUUGUGUCCAGUAGAAGAUUCAGACACUAGCAAGCUUGUCUCCAAUCUUCCUGGCUUGAAACCAUUUAGAGCCGAGUAUCUUCCAUCCUACUACCGCAAAGAGUUCUACGAAAAGAGUGGAGGAGGGAAGUAUUUCUCGCUUUCUCUGCGGCGAGUGGAAAUCGACUCGUGCAUCCUCGCAAACUCGAUCUACGAGCUGGAGCCGCAAGUCUUCGAUGCAAUGCAGCAAGUUGUCCCCGGGAAGUUUGUGUCCGUGGGUCCGUUGUUCCCGCUCAAGGGUGGGGGCGCCAGUGAGAUGGAGGCGAGCUUGAGGCCGGAAAGCCGGGAAUCACUCGAAUGGCUCGACAAUCAAGCACCCAAUUCCGUGCUCUACGUCUCCUUCGGCAGCGUCGCGUCACUCACUCGAGCAGAGAUGGAGGAACUCACGCAGGGGCUCGAGGCCAGCCAGAAGCAGUUUCUAAUGGUGGCCUCGCGGGAUCUAGCUCCAGAAGUGAACGAGAGCUUUUUCCGCGAGUUCGGGGAGAGAUUAUCGCGGUCGGGAGCCGGGAUGGUUGUCAGCUGGGUGCCCCAGUUAGCGGUGCUGCAGCACGGGUCCGUGGGUGGAUUCUUGACCCACUGCGGCUGGAACUCGACGCUGGAGAGCAUGAGCAAUGGAGUCCCGAUGCUGGGAUGGCCCUGCCACUCGGAUCAAAACACGAACUGUAAGUUCAUCCUGGAGGAUCAAGAAAUUGGAAUGGAGCUACGUGAUAAAACCAGGACCGGCAUCUCGAUGGCGAUUCGCAGCUUGAUGGCGAGCGAAGAGAUGAGGAGUAGAGCGUCACACAUCGAGAGAGUCGCCAGAGAGGCCGCAAGCGAGAAUGGAUCAUCAUACAAGAACCUCCAUGCUUUCAUUCAUUCUCUCAAGUAAAAGCGCCUGGUCAA
This is a messenger RNA of Selaginella moellendorffii, 1435 nucleotides long. RefSeq names its product UDP-glycosyltransferase 85A7. Lineage: Eukaryota; Viridiplantae; Streptophyta; Lycopodiopsida; Selaginellales; Selaginellaceae. Gene Ontology annotation, molecular function: UDP-glycosyltransferase activity. The transcript has 2 exons. The record is from RefSeq and is a predicted model, not a curated record. Bases 48 to 1421 code for a protein of 457 amino acids.